Messenger RNA from Danio rerio (zebrafish), 1291 nucleotides. RefSeq names its product akirin 1 (gene akirin1). The record is from RefSeq and is marked validated. Gene Ontology annotation, cellular component: nucleus. NCBI's taxonomy places the organism in Eukaryota, Metazoa, Chordata, Actinopteri, Cypriniformes, Danionidae.
CUCUUCUCGAAUGGUACAAUCCUUGACUGUGUCCUUUUAGCAUUUUUGCUACAAAUCUGGCACUUGGUGUUUAAACCGGUGUGCGAUCGUAGGGGGAGCCUUCGAUUUCGUACGGAGCUCCGUUUAAAAAAACUGUUAUAAAGUCAAUUUACAAAGGGAAUUCGACGCGUUUUACCAACUAAACGCUGUUGUUUUACCGUCUGAUUUGUUUAUUGUGUUGUUAAAUAAACGAUCAUGGCUUGUGGCGCGACGUUGAAGCGAUCUAUGGAGUUUGAGGCCCUUCUCAGCCCGCAGUCCCCCAAGCGGAGGAGGUGCAAUCCUCUACCGGGGACUCCGACUACUCCUUCCCCGCAGAGGUGCAGUCUUCGUCCGUCAACAGAGAGCCCAGCACACUCGAUGUCGCCUCAGUCUAUGGGUGGAGAGCACAGGCUAACCCCAGACAUGAAGGCACUUGGGAUUCUUGGCAACUGUUUACAACAAGAUGGAAAUGUGGUGCAGCAAAUAGAGCAGAUCUUCCAGAACAUUCGUCAGGAGUACAGUCGCUAUCAGAGGCGACGACAGUUGGAAGGGGCCUUUAACCAGACCGAGCCCUGCAGCUCCACCGAUAUCCAGAGCUCCAGUCCCGCCCUUACCUCCCCCAGUUCUCCCACAGGUGCCUCAUCAUUGAAGAAGGAUCAGCCACUGUUCACACUGAGGCAGGUUGGCUAUUUGUGUGAGCGCCUUAUCAAAGAUCACGAGGAGAAGAUGCGUGAAGAGUACGAACAAAUACUGAACACAAAGCUUGCAGAACAAUACGAGUCCUUCGUGAAAUUCACACAGGAUCAGAUUAUGCGAAGAUAUGGUGCCAGGCCUGCAAGCUAUGUGUCUUGAAGAACAUUAUAGAUGGUACUUGCCAUCCCUCAGCAGCUGGUUGCUACAGUACCAGCUUCCUUUGUUUCACUUGAAAUUUCCUCCAUUCUUUUGAUUCUAUUUUUUUCUCCUUUAAAAUGCUUGGGUGCCAUGUUCUAUCCACAUUUAACUCAUUUUUAUUGCUGAACUGUUACUGAUGGCCCAACACCAAACAUGCAUAUCUAGAUGCAUUCUAAGAAGGUUUAAUCUCUUUAAGAAUUUCUGAGAAAAGAUGUCAACUAUCGCUGUAAAAAGCUUGACUGAUGCGAUCAUCUCUGUAUAAUGUAACGUGACUGAUCUGCAGCAGAUUUACCUGACUCUCCCUCUAUCCUUCGGUCUGUUUUUUAACUCUUCACCUCCUUUUUUUUCUUUUUUUGACAAAUAAAAUAUCUGUGAUAAGUCA